UCCAUGUUGUGUGUAGGUGUUGCGCAGUCAGAUCAGAUUCUUUAUAGAAUUUAAAUAAGAAUAAAAAUAAAACAUGAAACUUUAUCUUUUUAUUAAAUAUUUCAUUUUUAUCGUGAGUUUAAUGUUGAUAGUAAAUGUGGAGGCUGAUCAGACUUUCACUUCUCCAGCACAGGUUUGCAGUACUUUGACCAGUUGUGAAUUGUGUCUGAAAAACGUGUCGUGUCUGUGGUGCUACACUAAUGAUUCCUGCACUGAUUACCCUGUCUCACACCUACUGCCCCCAUCAUCAGUCUGUCCACUCGCUCAGGCUCGCUGGGGGGUCUGCUGGGUAAACUUCGAGGCUCUGAUCAUUGCCAUGGCGGUGGUAUCAGGUUUGUUGUUGCUGGGCGUGACCGUGUGCUGCUGCUGCUGCUGCCGCUGCUGUGGAUCAUCAUCACGACGCAGCGGCAGCUACCGUUAUGAGGAGGAAGUCGCCCGUAGGAGGGAGAGGAACAAACAGCUUUCGGAUGAAAGAGCUGAACGGAGGAUGAAGCAUGAUGAUAUUCGCAGGAAGUACGGGCUGAUUUCGGACUCUGAUCACCCGUACAGCAGGUUCGAGAACGAGUGAGCAAGACUGAAGAUUCUCCACCAGAACCUGAGGAACCCCCGUCGUUCUGUCACCACUCCUAAUCCUAUACGCCCCCCGCCCCCACCCCCCCCCCCCCAAAAAAAAAAAACCCAACUUACCCCCCCCACUCUGUGAACAGACAGAAUUCUACAUGCUGAAAUCCUCCAUACUGCACUGUAAUAUUUGCGAAUGAAUGUGUGUGUGUGUGUGUGUGUGUGAGAGAGUGUGAGAGUGUGUGUGUGAGAGUGUGUGUGUGAGAGUGUGUGUGUGAGAGUGUGUGUGUGAGAGUGUGUGUGAGAGUGUAGUUUAAAUUUGCUUGUAAGCUUUGAUCUUUUUGAACUGUUUCCUAAUAAACUGAGUCUCUAUUUUUA
Molecule: messenger RNA, 978 nt
Organism: Trichomycterus rosablanca
Lineage: Eukaryota; Metazoa; Chordata; Actinopteri; Siluriformes; Trichomycteridae
Product: pituitary tumor-transforming gene 1 protein-interacting protein
Exons: 7
Coding region: 74-607 (177 amino acids)
Biological process (GO): protein import into nucleus
Cellular component (GO): cytoplasm; nucleus
Source: RefSeq, a predicted model, not a curated record